ACCUUGCUCGGAGAGAGAGAGAGAAUAACGACAGCUUUUGGCGUUGGGAGGAUCAUUUUUCGUCCAAGGGGAAGUGGGGCGGCUCACUGGCAGAGGAGUCCUCUCCAGGGAGCAGAGCUGUGGCACCUGAGCUCGCCGAAGUUACAAGACUCAACAUUCAGAAGGAUCUUGGCAGACUUGAGCACUGGGCUCUGUGCAACAAGACGCCAUUCACUCUUGAGAAGAGAAGGUCCUGCACUUAGGCAGGAAGAAGCAAAUGCAGAGGACUAAACGUUGCAUUGCCUGAGCCAAAGCAUGAGGAGCCCAUGGGAUUCCUGGGCAAAGAUGCUGGGAUGCACUCUUUGCCUCCUCUUGGUGCCAGAAGCAGGGUCCCUCUCCUGCAGUCACUUGGCUGUCAACUCCUCAGUUGUCGUAUUGGGAGGAAACAUCACAGCUUCAUGUACCAUCUGGAGAAACCACUGCCCCAUUGCAAAGGAUAGCAAAAUCCAGAUUAUUUGGAAAUUGAGCAACCAACUACUUCGAGGAUCCCAGUACAGCUUCAGCGAUGGAGUGGAAGUUUCCAACAUCACUAUCGGCCCCUUCAAGGAACCCGUGACUCCCCUGAGCUGCUACAUGCAGGAACAUGGCCUCCUACAGGUUAUGAACCUUACCCAGAUCUUGGCUGGAUACCCUCCACGCCAACCUCAGAACCUCACCUGCAUCUUCAACAUUACCUCCAAGAGCCUGGCGUGCCAGUGGGACCCUGGCUGGGACAGCCUCCUCCCAACCCGUGUGGCCCUGAAGGGAUUCAGGAGCUCAAGGGAGUGUAAGGCCCUGGACCCCAUCACAGAUUGCAUUCCCGAGCCUGGCCAGAACUCCUGCAUUUUUCAACGCCUGGAACUGCAGCUGUAUCAAAAAAUGCUUUUCUGGGUGUCUGUGGAAAAUGACCUGGGCAACGUGACCUCUGAGCACUUGUGUGCCGACCCCAUGGAUUUAGCCUGGCUGGAGCCCCCGACCAUCUGGGACAUCAGGCCCCUCUCUGAGGAGAGCAAUUGUCUGGUGGUCAAAUGGGAGGCAGGAAAGGACAGCAAACUCCUGGAACAGGCCUGUGACCUGCGCUACCAGAUGGAAGGCAGCCUGGAGUGGAGCCUUGUUCACAACAUCACCACCUCCAGUCGGCAGAUCCGGCAGUGCGGUUUCCUCUUUGGCAGCCUCUACCAUUUCCAGAUGCGGUGCAGGCGCCUGUCUUUCAGCUACUGGAGCAGCUGGAGCCCGACCAAGCUCUUCACUACACACGAGAAAGCACCUUCAGGAGUGCUCCAUGCCUGGUGGAAACUGCGAGAGGCAGCGAAUGGGACAGAGGUGCAGCUACUAUGGAAGCCGAUGAAGCCGCACGAGGCCAAUGGCAGAAUCCUGGGAUACUGUGCAGCGCUCAGCGCCAGUCAGCACCCGGCCAGUUCACUCUCUCUGUGUAACACCACCAAGAGGCAAUGCACAUUCUUGAUGCCGCCAGGAGCCGAAAGGAUUUAUCUCUCAGCUUACAAUUCCAGAGGUGCCUCUCAACCCACAGAAAUCUUCUUGCUGGAGAAAAAAGGCCAGCCUGUGCUCAAGGUCCAGGCCUCCCCCCACAAUGAGGAGAGCUUCCAGCUGUGGUGGGAUCCUCCAAGGGCCCCAGCAACAGGCUACAUCGUUGAGUGGCACCGAGUGACCUCUGCAGCAGAAGGAAGCAACGUUGGGUGGCAAAAGCUACAGAAUGGGAGCAUCAGAGAAACCCUGAUCCAAGAAAACAUUGAACCUUUCCAGCGCUACCAGAUCUCCGUCUACCCCCUCUACAGAGACAGAGUUGGGGUGCCCCAAUCCAUAGAAGCUUACACAAGGCAGAAAGCUCCAACCAGAAGCCCAAAACUUCAUCCCCAAAACAUUGGGGUGUCCACAGCUGAGGUUUCGUGGAAUCCUCUCCCUGUUGAAGACCAGAAUGGGUUCAUCACUGGCUAUACUCUCUUCUGGAUCGAUCCCAGUGAAGAAGCUAGAAGUGUUGCUGUGAAUGCUUCUGUAAACAUCCUGACCAUCUCAGGUCUUCGGCCUUCAAGGAUGUACAGCCUGCACCUCAUGGCCUCUACAAUGGGUGGGAGCACCAAUGGGACCAGCCUUGUGAUCACCACCAAGGACAUGGAAUACCUGGACAUCACCAUUGUGUACUUACUCAUUGGGCUGCUCUUGGCCAUGAUAAUUGGCAUGGUCAUCUGCUUUCAGAAGAGCAAAAGGAUGAAGACGCAGUUCUGGCCCAGUGUCCCUGACCCAGCCAACAGCAGUCUGGGCAAAUGGGCCCCCGCUGUUCUGCAGGAGGAGACCCUGGAGGCCCCCAAGGCAUGCGAACUCAGCCCCAUCAUCGUUUCUGCCAUCCUAGUGAUUGAAGCUGAGGAGAAGAAGUGCCUCUCCUGUGGGAAGAGUGAGCCCAGCCCAGCCAUGGAGGACAGCCCAGGAGCCCUCUCCGACUCUGGUGCCCAUGAAGCCAAAGGAGCUGUGCCAACUGGGGGCUCGGGGCCAACCUCCUACAUGAAUAACCCAGAGCCUGUUCAGUAUGCCAAGGUGCUGGGGGGCAGCUACCGCACUCAGCAAGAAGCCUCGCCUACCAUCUAUAUACGCUCCAGCUCCAGGCAGCCUCUGCUCCACAGCCUGAACCCCAGCCCAAAGUCCUACAAGAACCUGUGGUUCCACAGAGACCAGCCCGAGCGAGUCACCCCCUCCAGCUUCCAAGAGGAGACUGUUUUCUUGGAUGGGGCCUUGCUGGAUUUUCCAUUGCUGCAGGGGCUCAAAAUUGAUGGCGAUGAAGACCUCUGCGACUUCCGACGGCUUUAAGGACCCAGCUGGAGUCACAGGGCUGCAAGAGAGAGCAGCCUACUCUUUUUUGGCUUCUUCUCUUCUUCCUUCUCCUCCCUGAGAGCCAUUAGUUUGUGUUUGAGACUAUAAUGAGGCCAGGAAGCUGGGAAAGAUAGGCGGUGAUCCUAGGGAAGAGCCACGUUUCUGCAGGCUCGGAAGCAGCCAUGCUUUAGUUUAGAGCAGGGGUCUCCAAACUUGGAACUUUAAGGCUUGUGGACUUCAACUCCCAGAAUUCCUCAGCCAGCCAUGAAGUUGAAGUCCACAAGCCUUAAAGUUGCCAAAUUUGGAGACCCCAAGUUUGGAGAUGAGUAGAAGGCAACCUCAGGGAGGUGUGAAUUUUGGAUUUUCAUUUCUGCUGCUUCAGAAGCUGCCAGAGGCACUGAGGUGACCUGAGGGCUUCUCCAGGGAUGGGAACCAGCCUAUUUGGAGGUGCUAGAACGAAGUUCGGAGAUUAGGUAAAAAUUAGGUGUCUUGACAUUUAACAUUUUUACAGUUUUAAAACGCUGCACCAUUCCCAAUCUGCAGAACUCCUGGUGCUACAAGGGCUGUAGACGCAGCUCAAUGUCUGUAAGCUCCCCACCCCAACUUUUGCGUCAUCUUUUUGCAACUGUUAGAUACUCAGCCUUGCUGAGUAUCCUCUGUUCUCAUGACUUCUGCUCCAAUCUGAAUAGAUGAGCCACAGCCCUUAUUUCAAGCCACUCCUGUAGAAUGGACAAUCCUCCUUCCCAGUGGCUUCUUUUGACACUGUGUGUCAACGAAGUACGUUGACAGCCUGGUGAUGCUGCCUAGCUGGGUAAUGUCUGCAGGCAAAUAAGCCAGCUCAGAGAAUACUAAGGACUCCACAGUUCAACCCUGAGCUAUAAAUUCUAUUGAUGGUUCCAAUGUUUACUGAACUCCCCAAUCUGGAACCCCAAAAGAGAGUAAUCUUUCAGUUCAGUAAUCUUGGCAGGAAGGCCCAUGUCUCCAUUACUCAGGACUUUGGUACCAUUUUGGCUACUGGUCUUUUGCCACCCAGCACCAUGCAGACCAUCCCCUAAACUGCCAAAUGUCCACAGAAGAAUCCUCUCAGCUAUUGAAAUGAUGUCGAUGCUCGUGGAGAAGCACCAGCUGAGAAAGAGCCACAGCUUAGCAUGCCCACAGCAGCAGGGAUACAAAGGAAGGAGUAGAAGGAAGCGAUGGGCACGAAGAAGGGUGAGAAAGAAGUAGGUGUUUCUGGGCCGGGCUACGGCUGUUGCUAUGAUGGUCUCUGACUGACUUGCAAUGAGGACUCAGUCAAAGACACAGGAUGGCUGCAAGAGGACACCAAGGAACGGAGAAGAGACGGUUCAUUGGGAGAACUCCCUCAUCCCUUCGAAAUGCUUUUUCCACAACUGCUGCUAUUAUUUAUCAUGUAUAUAAAACACUGUACAUUAAAGGUGCUCUUGUAUUGUCCUCAUCUGAACUCCAAGGA
Molecule: messenger RNA, 4309 nt
Organism: Ahaetulla prasina
Lineage: Eukaryota; Metazoa; Chordata; Lepidosauria; Squamata; Colubridae
Gene: CSF3R
Product: colony stimulating factor 3 receptor
Exons: 17
Coding region: 295-2838 (847 amino acids)
Biological process (GO): cytokine-mediated signaling pathway
Cellular component (GO): external side of plasma membrane; membrane; signaling receptor complex
Molecular function (GO): cytokine receptor activity; granulocyte colony-stimulating factor binding
Source: RefSeq, a predicted model, not a curated record